AUGUCAGAGCAAUUAAAGUUUAAUUUGCCACAGAUUAAGACAGACCUAAUAAGAGGAAUCAAGGAAUGCAAUUUGCGUGGUCUAAUUCAUUCAAGUAAAUGGCUUUCGGAACUGAACUUUAGUCUUCAGAUACCAAAUUUUGAUGCCAACACAGUUGAUGCUGGUAGUUAUUCAGGAAUUACACAAGAUGAAUUUGAUAAUUAUUUCAUAGCAAAAUCAUAUUUUGAUACACGAGAGUACGACAGAGCUGCAUACUUUGUAAGAAAUUGUGUAUCGUCAGUUCCUCGAUUCCUUUACUUUUAUUCAAUGUAUAUGGCAAAAGAGAAGAAAAGACUCGAUAAUUCGCCAGACAAUUCAACCUUAAAUGGAAGUGCACAACUUAAAGAUCUCAGUGAAUUGAUGUCGGUGCUAAAUGAAGAAUAUAAUCAUAAAAAUCUCGAUGGAUAUGGAUUGUUCCUUUAUGGAAUCAUUUUGAAGAAAUUGGAUCUUACUAAAAUGGCAAUUACAGUUCUCUUAGAAAGUGUUCAUUUGGUUCCAAUAAAUUGGAGUGCUUGGCUGGAAUUAUCUCCUUUAAUUCAGGAUACUGAGCACUUGAGAGGAUUGUCACUUCCAAAACAUUGGAUCAAGUCAUUCUUUAUUGGACAUACUUUCAUAGAAAUCUUUGUUGUUAAUGAAGCUGGAAUAAGUUUAUUUGAGGAAAUACAAAAUGCUGGAUUUGAAAAGUCAGUUUAUGCCACAUCACAAAUAGCUAUAGCUUAUCAUAAUAACCGAGACGUUGACAGAGCAAUCCAAAUGUUUCAGCAAAUUCAGUCAGUCGAUCCAUUCAGACUAGAAAAUAUGGAUAUGUACUCUAAUUUAUUAUUCGUAAGAGAACAAAAGACAGAAAUGGCACAUUUAGCACAUAAAGCAGUUGAAAUCAACAAGUAUCGUCCAGAAACAUGCUGUGUAAUUGGAAAUUAUUAUAGCAUACGUGGUGAACAUCAAAAAGCUAUUCUGUACUUCCAGAGAGCAUUGAAACUUAAUCCAAAGUAUUUAUCAGCAUGGACUUUAAUGGGACAUGAAUUUAUGGAACUUAAGAAUACAAAUGCAGCAAUUCAGAGCUAUCGACAAGCUGUAGAAGUAAAUAGAAGAGAUUUUCGAGCUUGGUAUGGUUUAGGACAAGCUUAUGAGAUUAUAAAAAUGCCGGUUUAUGCACUUUAUUAUUACAAAACAGCCACACAAUUGAGACCGUACGAUAGUCGAAUGCUGCAUGCUUUAGGUGAAAUCUAUGAGAAAUUGGAUAAGAAAUCAAAUGCACUUAAGUGCUAUCAGAAAGCUUGCAAUGUUGGUGACAUUGAAGGAUUUGCAAUGUUGAAACUAGGAAAUCUCUAUGAGAAAAUGGGCGACCAGGAAAAUGCAGUCAGUUCCUACAAAAAUUAUGUUAAUGUUGAACGAUCAACGUCCGAAAAAGCAUCAUUAAUUACAGCAUAUCUUUAUUUAGCUAAUUAUUAUGCUGAAAAGAAGAAUGAUGAUGCGACACAUUAUGCACAUAAAGUCUUGGAAUUAGAUGAGACUAAGCAGGAAGCUAAAGCUAUUUUAAAGCGUAUAUCCAGUGCCAGAGCCAAGCCAGAAAACGAAGAAGAUGACAUAACUGAGGCAAUAAUGGAGUUAGAGCCAGAACCAGAUAUUUUACAGACUGAAACUAGUGGUGAAGAUAUGGACAUGUCACUUGCUUAA
This is a messenger RNA of Chironomus riparius, 1716 nucleotides long. NCBI's taxonomy places the organism in Eukaryota, Metazoa, Arthropoda, Insecta, Diptera, Chironomidae. The record is from the annotation of a GenBank genome assembly.